Homalodisca vitripennis (glassy-winged sharpshooter) is the source of this 1624-nucleotide messenger RNA. RefSeq lists its product as uncharacterized. The record is from RefSeq and is a predicted model, not a curated record. The transcript has 7 exons. Lineage: Eukaryota; Metazoa; Arthropoda; Insecta; Hemiptera; Cicadellidae. The coding region runs from base 710 to 1384 and encodes 224 amino acids.
AUAAAAUUUCCAGCUGUAUUAGUGCCCAAUUUUGUUAUUUUCAACCUUUUUUCCACUCAAUAUAGUUGCAUCUCUGAGAGUACCGAUGGCCGAACGGCUUAGCACGUUGGAGUUUGGAGCUGAGUUAAGUAUAGCACAGAUUCAAAUUCUGUCUGUGAUCAUAGAACUUUUUAUCAGUACCUUGUAAUGUGUUGACUUUCCCUUACUCUCCCUAAGAAGCCCUAGCACAGGCCAGUGAGUAUGGGUAGAAUAAGGCGUAAAAGGGAAAUGGGGAUGAAAUCAUUAAGCAACAAUUUCAUCAUUAACUUUUUGAAUAUUCUUUUUCAAAACUCAUUUACAACGUUGUUCCAAAACUCUUUUCAAAUAUUAUUUCCAUAGCUAGUCAGGGUGUCUGGCUUAAUAAUAUCUGCAUUGUUACAAUUCUCUGUUGGGCAACAACAUGAUUUUGAUAGAGGACAUUUGUGUCUUUGUUGUAUAUAUAAGAGUUCUGCAUGGUUUUUCAUGUCCGGGCAUGCAGCAAAAUAUCAGACCAAUUACAGCAUCGUAAAGAGAGCCACACACCACGAUUCCUGUCAGUAACUUUCAAGGUCGUGGAAGAUUGCGUGUCACCACACAAUACAAGAAGAGGAUAUCAGUGAUUUGGUUAACCCUGCCAUUACCCCAGGACUCUAUUUAUAUAGGAACACUUAACCACGAUACAUAUUUCAUCAUGGCAUCCACGAGGAUUGCAGUUGUCUCGCUGUUUCCGUUGGUGUUGCUGUCUGCAACCUGGGCAACAGAGGAUAUCUGUGCCAAUGUCAAGGUCACACCUAAGAUGACUUCAUCGGCAAGUGGCAGAUGGUAUCUAAUCGCUUCCAAGAAGCAAGAGAUGUUGGAUAAUGAAAAGAUUAAGUCCAUGAUGCCAAAGUGUGGAGGAAUAAACAACGCUUUGCCAUGCUCAUGUACAGUGUUCGACAUAAAAUCCAACGUAUCAGAAAUGGUACCAGAAUAUAAUGUAACCAGUCUAUCAUACAAUAUGACGUCUGAAAAAUACGACACUAUGCCAUUUACAAUGAGGCUGGCUGAAAACACUUCCAACACAGCUAUUUUUGACGCAACACCACAAGAAGUUGGUGAGAAGAGAAUCAUUAAAUACCUUGCUUCAGACAACCAUCAGACGUUCAUGUUGUGGUUGAUCUGCAGUGUAUCAGGUGAAGGACUGGACUUAUGGUUCCUUUCAAGAACCGUAAACGCAACUAAUGAAAGUAUGGAGGAAGUCAACAAAGCACUGAAGAACAACAACUUGACCAUGUCUCUGCUCUUUCCUGUUAUACAAACCAACUGCGUCUAUGCGCCAGGACCUGGAGUCAAGACCAGACAAACUGACAAAUAUAGGGUCUUCUAGAUGCAACUUGUGUGUCUAUGCAUUUAGUAACAAUCAAUAGUGAAUAAAAGGCUUAAAUAUCAUGGUUUUUAUUCAGAGUUAGACAGCAGGGAAUUCAUGAAAGGGAGGAAGUAUAACAUUUCGUAGUUACUACUAGCUUCAGUGACAAAUAACACAGUUGUAUGUUCAAUGGCUGUAUAUCCUACAAUAUUUUAAAUAUAUCAUAUGCUGGUGUAUAAUAAAGAUUCCAUGUGCAGUAAA